Messenger RNA from Lachancea lanzarotensis, 3075 nucleotides. It is a transcript of the gene ISW2, whose product is annotated as LALA0S05e02366g1_1. Gene Ontology annotation, biological process: nucleosome organization; regulation of transcription by RNA polymerase II. The record is from RefSeq and is a predicted model, not a curated record. Gene Ontology annotation, molecular function: DNA binding; ATP binding; nucleosome binding. Gene Ontology annotation, cellular component: chromatin; nucleus. NCBI's taxonomy places the organism in Eukaryota, Fungi, Ascomycota, Saccharomycetes, Saccharomycetales, Saccharomycetaceae. The transcript has a single exon. The coding region runs from base 1 to 3075 and encodes 1024 amino acids.
AUGACCGAAAUUCCAGUCAAAAAGGAUGCAGCGUACUGGGCGGCCCGUAAGAAACGGUUUUUCCAACACACUGGUGCAGCUGUUCAAAAGCAGAAAAUCAAAGAAGAGACAUACGAGCGGUUCAAAUAUCUGCUAAAACUGACAGAUCUUUUCCGUCAUUUCAUGAGCGUUAGAGCCAAACAAGAUAAAAACAUCCAGAAACUACUGAAAAGCAUCGAAUCGGACGGCGGAAGUCAUGAGAAAAGUGCUAAUGGAAGGUCCCAGGACUCAAGGCAUCAUAGAAAAACCGAAAAGGAAGAAGAUGCAGAGUUGAUGGAAGACGAAGAAAACGAAGACCUUGAGUCCACGGGACUCCUCACGGAGUCUCCCAGCUACAUUGAAUCCGGUACACUUCGAGACUAUCAAGUCCAAGGUGUCAAUUGGCUGCUGUCUCUUUAUGAAAAUAAACUUUCAGGAAUCCUGGCAGACGAAAUGGGGCUAGGUAAAACUUUACAAACAAUUGCGUUUCUGGGUUACCUCCGCUACGUGAAAGAUAUCGAUGGGCCAUCUAUUAUCAUCGUUCCAAAAUCAACGGUAAAUAAUUGGCAGCGCGAAUUCGCAAAAUGGACGCCAGGGGUCGAAACCGUGGUGUUAAGUGGUGACAAAGAAGCGCGCCAAGAAACCCUCAACAAUAUUAUACUUGAGGCCAAAUUCGACAUCCUCAUCACGUCCUAUGAGAUGGUCAUCAAGGAAAAGACUACUUUGAAAAAACUGAUGUGGCAAUUUCUAGUGGUUGACGAAGCGCACAGGAUUAAAAACGAACAGAGCACGCUGUCGCAAAUAAUUCGUCUCUUCAAUUCAAGAGGAAGGCUUCUCAUUACGGGCACACCUCUUCAAAAUAAUCUGCAUGAGCUAUGGGCUCUUUUGAACUUUUUGCUGCCUGACAUAUUCGGUGACUCGGACGUUUUUGACCAGUGGUUCGAACAAAAUGACGGAGAGGAGGACCAAGACGUUGUGGUUCAGCAACUCCACACAGUAUUAAGCCCGUUUCUUUUGAGACGACUGAAGUCAGAGGUUGAAACCUCGCUUCUGCCGAAAGUUGAAACAAAUUUGUACGUGGGGAUGACCAAGAUGCAGAUUCAGUGGUAUAAAAGUCUUCUUGAAAAGGACCUGGACGCUGUAAACGGUGCAAUAGGGAAGCGUGAAGGGAGCACAAGGCUGCUCAAUAUCGUUAUGCAGCUGAGAAAAUGCUGUAACCAUCCAUAUCUCUUUGAAGGUGCUGAACCUGGGCCCCCAUAUACUACGGAUGAGCAUUUGGUCUAUAAUGCGGGCAAAAUGAUCGUUUUAGAUAAGCUACUAAAAAAGAAGAAAGAGUCUGGAUCCCGCGUCCUUGUCUUCAGUCAAAUGUCCCGGCUGCUCGACAUUCUCGAAGACUAUUGUUUUUUUAGAGAAUACGAAUAUUGUCGUAUCGAUGGUUCCACGUCGCACGAGGAAAGAAUUGAGGCCAUUGACCAAUUCAACGAACCAAACUCAAAGAAAUUUAUCUUUCUUCUGACAACUAGAGCGGGUGGUUUGGGUAUCAACUUAGUGACCGCGGAUACCGUAGUUCUCUAUGACUCGGACUGGAAUCCUCAAGCAGACUUACAAGCAAUGGACAGAGCGCACAGAAUAGGUCAGAAAAAGCAGGUUCAUGUUUAUCGGUUUGUGACCGAAAAUGCCAUCGAGGAAAAGGUCAUAGAGAGAGCAGCCCAAAAACUCAGAUUAGAUCAGCUGGUGAUCCAACAGGGUGUAGGAAAAAAGACCUCUUCGAUCGGAAAUUCGAAAGGUGAGCUCCUUGACAUGAUCCAGUUUGGCGCUAAGGAUGUAUUUGGGAACGAUUCGCAGAACAUAACUGUGGAAGACGACAUCGACGAGAUAUUAAAAAAAGGUGAACAAAAGACAUUACAACUGAAUGCUAAGUAUGAGAAACUAGGUCUAGAUGAUCUUCAGAAAUUCAACGGACUGGGAGAUCAAUCUGCUUACGAAUGGAAUGGAGAAAACUUUCAAAAACGGCCUGAUGAUAAGACGAAGACAUGGAUCAAUCCAUCAAGGAGAGAAAGACGAAGGGAGCAAUCUUAUUUCACGGAAGAUAAUCCAAAGGAAGAAGAUUCGACCACCAAAAGUAGCGCACAAGCACGAGUAGCCAAACCACCAAAAACUGUUAAUUUUCAGGAUCACCAAUUUUUACCUCCUCUAGCCAAAGAGCUGCAACUGAAGGAACAACUUUGGUUUAAAAAGAGAGUCAAUUACCGUAUUUCUGCGUAUGAUCUCGGAUUAGAUGACACUGAUGGUGGUGAUGAUGAUGAGAACAAACGCGUGCUUGAGGAACAAAGUAAGAUCGAUAAUGCGGUCGAAUAUACUCAGGAAGAUGAAGAAAUGAAACAAAAACUGAUUAGCCAAGCUUUCAUGAACUGGAACCGGAAGGAGUUUUUUGCUUUCAUUAACGGCUCUGCGAGAUUUGGGAGAGAUGACUACGAAUCUAUUGCAGAAGUUUUCGACAAUAAGAGCGUCGAGGAAGUCAAAGCGUACGCAAAAGUGUUUUGGGAAAGGUAUAUGGAGCUCCCAGGGCACGAGAAAUACUUAAAUUCGAUAGAGUCUGGUGAAAAAAAGGCUGAUAGGUUGAAAAAUCAAGAGUCAUUGCUGCGGAAAAAAAUAGAGCAGUAUGAUGAUCCCUUAUAUGACAUGAUUGUACAGUAUCCCCCAAACAACUCGAGGAAAACAUUUGAUCAUUUUGAGGACCGCUUUAUCUUGACGACCAUCCAUAAAAUAGGCCUUUCGGCGGAAAACUUGUACGACAAAGUCAAACAAGAGAUUAUGGGUAGCGAUUUGUUCGAGUUUGAUUGGUUUUUUAAGUCGAGAAACGUUCAAGAGAUUGCAAAGCGGGCCAAUACCUUACUUGCCAUUAUUGCUAGAGAGUUUGAUGGGCCCGAGCCUUUCAAGAAAAAGAAACGGGGCGGACGGGAGAGUACGCCAAUGGGGGACGAUGAAACUAGCCAUUCGCCAAGUGUUCAUGCAGAGAAACGGAUCAAACUCCAAGAUGAAAUUGACUUAACAUGA